Mercenaria mercenaria is the source of this 1098-nucleotide messenger RNA. RefSeq lists its product as uncharacterized. NCBI's taxonomy places the organism in Eukaryota, Metazoa, Mollusca, Bivalvia, Venerida, Veneridae. Bases 133 to 1083 code for a protein of 316 amino acids. The record is from RefSeq and is a predicted model, not a curated record. The transcript is spliced from 5 exons.
CAACAUGAUGCACAUGAGACAAAGUUCCGCGUCGCUAGCUUUUUGUGAAAUUUAAAUAUAUGCCUGGUUUUCACGAAGUGUGUUACAUUGAUUCGUGAUAUUCAAAACAAAGUAGCUUGAAUUGAAUGAUAAAUGGAUAUGAACAGGAGAUGCCUUGGUAUAUUAAUUCUCCUUUCUACAGUUUCAGGGAUUGCAUAUGGUAUGAUAAGAGAAGUACAAGAAAAUCAUGAAGUCAUUCUUCAAUGCGAUUUUGACGUAGAAUACCCAACAUGGACAGGCCCGGAUGGAUUAGCUAGCCCACUUACAACCGGACAGACAAUACAAGAACCAGGAAUUGAAUGGUUUAAUAAGAAGGAUCUGAAAAUUACUGAAGUAAUGUUAAAACACGAUGGGAAUUACACGUGUUCUGACGGCAAUGGCAACAGUAAAAUGGUGGAACUAGAUGUUCAAUACUUUUCAGGCAUGGCGGAGUAUACAACUGCUACACCUGAAAACGCAAUGACUACUUUAACCUGUUGGUGCCACAGUAACCCAGAAUGUACAAUGCUUCCGACAGUGGGCAGUUCACUUGGUCUAAAGACAGUGACGACAUUUUAUCCAUGUGCCCCUGACCCGAUGACUGAAAACAGAACAAAAUGUAACGUUACCUCACAAAUACCCGUUGCCAAGGAAGACAACGGGGUCAAGGAAAAUAAAUGCAUAUUCAAAUAUAAGGGCUCAACAAAACUCACGCUGUCGCCGGACGUGAAGUUUCUUUUUCCUCCAACAAAUGUCAAUAUCAAUGCUGAGAAAAGAGAAUCCCUGUUAAAACUUACCUGCUCGACCGAUUCGUCAAACCCAGUCUCUUUACUGAAAUGGUAUAGAGGAACAAAUGGGACAGCCACGUCAAACGAGGAGAUAUCUAGUAGUUAUCACAGUUAUGCCAUGGACGCAAAGUACAAUGGUCAAAACAUUACACAGUCCAUCAAUAUAAGAAGAGACAAUAUAAAAAAUGGAGAGAAUGUCUUCUGCUGCGCCAAACAUAGGGAUCAACAAAUCUGUGAAUCUUUGGACAUUUACAAGACGACUUGUGAGUAUAAAUAAGUUUUUCGAUUUUGG